GGCCAGGGCCUGGGCGGACGCGGGCCUCGCCAUCGUCGCCACCGACGCCACCCUGAGCACCGACGCCCGGCGCGCACUGGGCGACCUGCUGCAGCGGCACAGCCGCGCGGCUGCUGGAGAUCCCGGCGGAGGCUCUUCGGCCUCCACCGCGGCCGCGGCGCCCGCCCGCGCCGGUCCGGCCACGCCGGAGGGGCGGCGCGGCAGAAGGGACGAUUUUCUCAUCAUCGGGGCGCUAGGCGAAGGCAGCUUCGCGAAGGUGCACCGGGCGAUCGACGGGGCGUCGGGCCGCGAGGUGGCCCUGAAGGAGGUCCGGCGGCCCACGCUGGGCGACGGCCCCGCCGGCCGGCAGCAGAUGCACCAGGAGAUCGAGGUGCACAUGGGUCUCGAGCACCCGCACGUACUCCGCUGCCACGAAAGCUUCGAGGACGGGUUCGGGGGCAUCUUCAUGGUGCUGGAGCUCUGCUCGGAGGACCUCUACCAGCGCAUGCGCAGCAAGCGGACGCUGGCCGAGGCGGAGGCCGCGCGCAUCUUCUCGGAGGCCGCCGAGGCGGUGCAUUAUCUGCACAUGGUGGGGAUCAUGCACAGGGACCUGAAGCCCGAGAACAUCCUCCUCGACGCGCUGCAGCGGUGCAAGAUCUCGGACUUUGGGUGCUGCUGCCGCUGUGGCCAGCUGCAGUUCGGGGAGUGCGGGUCGCCUCGGGCGGACUUUGCUCCCGAGAUGGUCGCUGGCGCCGGCUACGACUGCCGCGUCGACGUGUGGGCGCUGGGGAUUCUGCUCUACGAGAUGCUCGCGGGGCACACGCCCUUCUCCUCCGCCAUGACGGAGGCCGAGACCAGGAGGCAGAUCCUGAGGGCCGAGUUCGAGCUCGGGUCCUGGUCCAGCCUGCCCUGCCAGGCUGGGCAGUUGCUGCGGCUCUUGCUGACAAGGGAGCCCCGGGACAGACUGCCGCUGCUGGAGGCCCUGGCGCACCCGUGGCUGGUCUCGCACGCGGGCGUGGGCGCCGUCUCCCUGGCGGCCUCGCGCGCGGCGGUGCUGGCCGAGCAGCGCAGGCAGCAGGCGGACGCCGACGGCGGGUGCAGCAUCAGGACCGCGGGCGCCUCGGCGCACGCCGCGCUGGCGCGGACGCGAGGGUGCGGGUCGCGAUGCUUCGCGCUGCUCCUCCUCCUCUUCCUCCUCCUCCUCCUCCUCCUCCU
Molecule: messenger RNA, 1194 nt
Organism: Prorocentrum cordatum
Lineage: Eukaryota; Dinophyceae; Prorocentrales; Prorocentraceae
Source: the annotation of a GenBank genome assembly